GUUCAAAGAGGAAACUGCUGAUCUGAGGAGAGGAAAUAGGCACAUGAUGAUAGGCGCUGUGGACAGAAGCAGGAAGCUGAAGAAUGCGUGUGUUCCUAAGCCCCUGUUGUAGGAUUUCACUGGUAUUGCUGGGCUCAAGGUCUGGUUUAAAAAACGGGCUCGGUUUGCAAGCAGUCACCCCGUACCUAAGAAAAAUGUUGCAUUAUCAAACGGAGGAAAGAGGACGGCCGAAUACUCUUGACUACAGGAUCUAUUUUAAAUCCUCAGAGGGAAAAUAUAUCUCGCCUUUCCAUGAUAUUCCACUUUUCGUUGGAGAUGAGCAGGAAAAUGAUGUCCCUUCCAAGAGGGUUAAGAAAAAUGAAAAUGAGACCUUGUUUAAUAUGGUCGUGGAGGUGCCACGCUGGACAAAUGCCAAAAUGGAGAUUGCAACAAAAGACCCGCUGAACCCAAUUAAACAGGACGUAAAGAAAGGAAAACUUCGGUUUGUUGCUAAUAUAUUUCCCCAUAAAGGAUAUAUUUGGAAUUAUGGUGCCCUUCCCCAGACGUGGGAAGACCCAAGUCACACGGACAAAGACACAAAGUGCUGUGGUGACAACGAUCCAAUCGAUGUUUGUGACAUUGGUUCAAAGGUAUGCUCACCAGGAGAGGUGAUUCAGGUGAAGAUAUUGGGCAUUCUAGCUAUGAUUGAUGAAGGUGAGACAGAUUGGAAGAUAAUUGCUAUAAAUGCUGAGGACCCAGAUGCUCCAACCUUAAACAGCAUUGAAGAUGUCCGUAAACAGAGACCUGGUCAUUUGGAAGCAACAGUAGACUGGUUCAGAAGAUACAAGGUGCCUGAUGGGAAGCCAGAAAAUCAGUUUGCUUUUAAUGGACAAUUCCAAAACAAGGACUUUGCAAUAGAGAUAAUUAAGUCCACUCACAAGCACUGGAGGGCACUGGUGCAGAAACAGGCUAAUGGAGGAGCGAUAAAUUGUAAAAAUGUGUCGGUGUGUGACAGCCCUUUUAAAUGCAGCGGAGAUGAAGCUAUCAAAAUAGUUCAUUCGGCCCCAGAAUAUGGAAAAGCAGAACCACUGCCUCCUGAAGUGAAUAAAUGGCAUUUUCUCGCAAAAUGACUCACGAACACAAAUGGAGCCUUUUCCAUUACCUGUUGAUUGAAGCCAAAGAGUUCUGUGAAAAACACAUGUACAGUAUGAGUAUCUAAUGCACAAAAGACUGCCAUGUUUAACAGAAUAAAGACCUGAAACUGAGUGUUUGAAACAUAUUGAAAUUUCUUUCGUGGUUUUUGUAGUAUUCUAUAAACAUCUUUGCACACUAUUUUAUUCCUCUGCAAGUUGAAGUUCAUAAUAAAAUCACUCUUAGUUUAGGAAAUGGUGUAAUCUCAAGUCAACAAAUUGCUUACGUUUAAGUAUAUAUUUUUUAAUGUAUAGACAAUGAAUGAUUCAGUGUAAGAAGUGUUUCUAUCAUUGAAAUAAAUACUUUUAAGCACUUAAAAGAAAGUGCUAGGACCUUAGUGUUAUAUUUUUAAGACAUGCUCUUGAAACCUAGUCAAUUAUCAGUAAAUGUAAUAUUCAGGACAUAUUGGGUUAUUUUAAAUUGUAAAAAAGUAUUAAAAUGCAGUGACAUUUUGUUUGCAAGUCACAAAAAGCUGACUUCUGUCUUUUACAGAAAGAUUUAAAUUUCAAUGAUUUCAUUUUUAAAUAAAAACCAUUGCUACAGAAUAGUGUAUUUUAUAAUCUACAGUCACAAUUUCAGUGUUCGUGAUUAUUAUUCUGGUAAAUAAAGGGAUAUGAUGAUGGACAAACUA
This is a messenger RNA of Lepisosteus oculatus (spotted gar), 1801 nucleotides long. It is a transcript of the gene ppa2, whose product is annotated as inorganic pyrophosphatase 2. Gene Ontology annotation, molecular function: magnesium ion binding; inorganic diphosphate phosphatase activity. Lineage: Eukaryota; Metazoa; Chordata; Actinopteri; Semionotiformes; Lepisosteidae. The record is from RefSeq and is a predicted model, not a curated record. Gene Ontology annotation, cellular component: cytoplasm. Gene Ontology annotation, biological process: phosphate-containing compound metabolic process.